AAAAAUGGGUGAUCUUACCACCUCAAACAGACUAUUGGACAUGUUGCUAAUUAAAAAAUGGGUGAUUUCACCACCUCCAUUCCUUAGGGAGUAAGGACCAUACGUCCAAAAGGCCAUAUUGUUUAUCCAUCGCACAUGGAACUUCGUCUAUGCUUGCGUCGGGUAUAGAGUAUAUUGUGUAACCUCUCGUCCGGUGCCACGUAUAAGAAGCCACCUGAAGCUUCUCGAAAGGCAAUCUAGACUUUAUUUCAAUUUUUUCAUUCAACUUUUUCGGAAGCUGUCCGUAACGUAGCUUCUGGUUGUUUAUUCUUUUGUCGCUUUUUUCUUUUUAUAUUUUUCCCUUAUCACCAUUUCCUCCUUUCCUGAACUUUCUAACUCUUUCCAUCUCAUCUGUAAGAAACACAGUUCACCCCCCCCCCCCCCCCCUAAAAAAAAAAACCCAACACCUCUAUGUGUCGUCGGAACCUUCUAGAAUAACCAAAAAUCCCAACGGACGUCUUUCCUGCAACUCUCCUGCCUCCCUGCAAUUUUGGCUCCAGAUCUGCUGCAAGUAGCAUCUUCACUCAAUUAAGGUGAGAAACGAUGACUCCGCCGAUAGAGCGGAACGGCGGGGAAACAGCGGCCGGUGAAACGGCGAGGUCUGUCCCGACGCCGUUUUUGACAAAGACGUAUCAGCUCGUCGAGGAUCCUUCCAUGGACGACGUAGUCUCUUGGAACGAAGACGGAUCUACCUUUAUCGUAUGGAAUCCGACGGACUUUGCUAGAGAUUUGCUUCCUAAAUAUUUUAAGCAUAACAAUUUCUCUAGCUUCGUGCGGCAGCUCAACACCUAUGGAUUCCGGAAAGUUGUACCUGAUCGAUGGGAAUUCUCAAACGACUGCUUUCGGAGAGGUGAAAAAAGUCUGUUACGCGAUAUCCAGCGUCGGAAAGUAGUGACGCCGAUUGCAACUCCUUGCGCAGCUGCAACUGCGGUCGUGACUGUGGCUGCUCCGCCUGCUCAGCCACUGUGGACUGCAAUAUCUUCGUCGGAUUCCGGUGAAGAGCAAGUUGUAUCUUCAAAUUCAUCUACCGGUGGCACAACGGAGCUGCUGGGAGAAAACGAACGGUUAAGGAAGGAGAAUCUACAGCUCAACAAAGAGUUGAGCCAAAUGAGGAGCCUCUGUGGCAAUAUAUACUCUUUGAUGUCGAAUUACGCAGACCCUUCCACCAGCGGUAAUCAGUCGGCGGAGAGUAUUUCACCGGCGGUAAAGCCACUUGACCUCUUACCGAGGAAACGGUCUGUUGGUGAAUCGGAUAUUAAUAAGGCCGUGGGCGAUUGCGGGAAGCGGGCUGAACCCGAGGAUAUUCGGGCGAGAUUAUUCGGUUUCUCUAUAGGUAUGAAACGUGUGAGGGAAAGCGAUGAAGCAAGGGCGGAGCAUGAUCAGGAAUUACGCCUGCAGCAGCCUGGGAACGGCGUGAAAUCAGAACCGUUAGAUCAGGAAAAUGGCGGUGAAAACGAAGAGAGAUCGUGGCUGAUACAUUGCAGUGGACGAAAUCAAAGGGUGUGUAAUGAUAGUGAGGUUGGUGUGAGCAACUUUAGAUUAGAUUAGACGUUAGAGAUUAGACGAUCUUAAACUAAAAGAGCUCUAGAUUAAACAGGUGUUAAUUGUGAAAUGUGACUGCAUAUGUACGAGGAAGUGCACGUGCUAAAUCACGUGAUGCCAUGUGAGGACUAUCUUCAAGAAGCUUCGUUGAGGACCUUUUGAUGUCUUUCGCUCUUCACCGUCAUUUUCGUUGUUGACAAUUUUUUGAGAAGGUUCUCUGAAAAAAUUCUUUAUAAAAAAAUUGUAAACAGGAAAGUACGCUUAUGUGCUUGAUCCUCUUGUUAUUUUUUGAGUGCAAGGAAAAAUGUUGCUCAAAAUACUUGCAGAUACUACUUUUUGACGAAAUGAAUUACAACCUACUUCAGAAUAAAUCUGUUUGUUCCUAUUU
Molecule: messenger RNA, 1969 nt
Organism: Nicotiana attenuata
Lineage: Eukaryota; Viridiplantae; Streptophyta; Magnoliopsida; Solanales; Solanaceae
Product: heat stress transcription factor B-2b-like
Exons: 3
Coding region: 583-1587 (334 amino acids)
Biological process (GO): regulation of transcription by RNA polymerase II
Cellular component (GO): nucleus
Molecular function (GO): DNA-binding transcription factor activity; RNA polymerase II cis-regulatory region sequence-specific DNA binding
Source: RefSeq, a predicted model, not a curated record